AUGAUGCGGAGAAGUCAUCGAAAAUCCCGAAAGGGGUGCCUCGAAUGCAAGAGACGGCACAUCAAGUGCGACGAAACACGGCCGCGAUGCAUCAACUGCCAGACCGUUGAGAGGGAAUGUUCCUACCCCAUUCUACCCGGCACCAGCACCGGCAGCGAUGACCUAUCCCGGUCCCCAGCCGACUCCCUCUCUGUAGCCGCAACCCCACCCUCCUCCGCCGCCGGAUCCGCCUCGGCUUCAGUAGCAUCCUUCUCCAGCUACGGUGGCUCCACCGCCACCACUCCCGUCCCGGCUCCCGGCCCCGAACUCGGACCUGGACCCGGACCCGGACCCUUCAUGCCGGACGUUGCACCCUUCCCCAUCCCCAAUCAAGACUCGGAAUCGCCCAAUGUCAACAUGGUGCACAUGGAGCUCCUCUACCACUACACCACCGACAUCUUCAUCACCUUUCCUCCGCUCGGCGACACCGUCCGCUCGCUAACCAUGCACCACGCCCUCCGCGAGCCAUACCUGAUGUACCAAAUCCUUGCCCUCUCGGCCCGGCACCUUUCGGUCUUGCGCCCGCACCGCGAAGCCUUUUACCACCACCACGCCAUCCAGCUGCAGACGCACGCCCUGACGUUAUUCAACAGCAUCGACAUGUCCCAUUUCGACACGUGCCCCAUCGAGAACCGCGUCCCUCUGUUUCUGUUCUCUUCUGUCCUCGGCUUCCACGCCCUCUGCGACACGCUGUCCUACCGAGACGCCGAGUUCCCUGCCACGCUUACGCGGUUCGUGGGCUACCUGCACCUGCACCGCGGGAUAUACGGGGUGCUGGAGGGACACAUGGACGAGAUGAAGCAGAGCGCGCUGAAGCCCAUUAUCGAGGUCGGGAUACGCAUGUAUGAUAUGCGCGGGACGGGGCCCGAGUGCGAUGAUAUUUUGCGGAGGCUGGGGGAGAGGUUUUCUUCUUCUCCUGCAGAUGAUGAUGCUGGUGAUGAUGGUGAUGAUGAGGAUGAGGAUAAGGAUAAGAAGCAGGAGAGGAUGGACGGGCUGAGACAGGCGGUGCAGCACCUGCAGGUCAUCUUUGAUGCCAUGCCCAGUCCGGCUAGACAGGUGCAGAUGUUGUUGGCGUGGGGCACCAUGUUGAGGAAGCCCGUCAUGGACAUGUUGGAGGAAGGAAAGCCGGAGGUGUUGGCGGUUUUGGCGUACUACUUUGUUUGUCUGCAUCUGUGUAGGAAGGUGUGGAUAUCGGGUGAUUCGGGCAAGUUCUUGCUGGAGAGUUUGGUGAGGUAUAUGAGUUGUUUGGGGCCGGAGUGGGAGGAGUGGAUGGAGACGCCGUGUAGGCUGUUGAGAGAGGCGGAUGAGAUGGAGGCCAGGCUGCAGGCAGGAGCAGGAGCAGGAGCAGGAGGGAGUGGUGGUGGUGGUGGUGGUGGUGGUGGUGAGUUUGGGAUUGGGAUAGGGGGAGGAAGUCACGAACAGCAACAGCAGUACCAGCAGUUACGAUAA
Messenger RNA from Sordaria macrospora k-hell, 1488 nucleotides. RefSeq lists its product as uncharacterized. Lineage: Eukaryota; Fungi; Ascomycota; Sordariomycetes; Sordariales; Sordariaceae. The record is from RefSeq and is a predicted model, not a curated record. Gene Ontology annotation, molecular function: DNA-binding transcription activator activity, RNA polymerase II-specific; zinc ion binding. Gene Ontology annotation, biological process: regulation of transcription by RNA polymerase II.